AUGCACGGCCGUGAGGAGGGUGGGGGCUGGGCGCCGCUGCGUGCUGCCGAGUCGUUCCUCGGGACGCCGCGCAGCGAUGUGCAAAUGACGCCUUUGUCGCAGAUGCCGGUGCCGCAGACGCAGGAGUCGCCGACGCCGGCGUGGAUGGAGCGUCCAACGGCGCUGCUCGAGGACGAGGACGAAGAGGCUGAGGAAACGUGGGGGGACGUCAUGGACGAGCCCGAGGACGAGGACGAGAUCGCGCCCAUUACACGCGCAAGUCUACGGCUGGAAUGCGGGCUUCCAAAACUCGACGCGUUUGCGGGCACAAUGCUCACCGGCGGUGCGUACGCGCCGGGCGAAAUGCAGCAGCACCCAGGCGACGAGGCACGCCUGGGCUUUCCGCUGGGGUCCGCGCUCGAGAUCGUCGGGCCGCCGGGUAUCGGCAAAACGACAUGGGCCCUGCAAAUGGCUGUCGGCGAGCGCAUGCACCAUAUUCUGCACUCGCUCGACCUGGCCCUCGACGAGCUCGGCUCGCAGCUCGAGGCGGAGCAGGACGCGUGGGACGAGUGGCUCGACGCAAACGUCGUGCCGUGGUGCGCACAGGCCGUACUUGUUGACACCGAAGGAAGCAUCGUUCCGGAGCGCAUCGUGCAGAUGGCGCGCUCGACAGUACAGAAACACCUCGAUGCGCCGAGCGUCGUGCGGUGGAUGAGCGCGUGCGGCGCCUCGGACACGAAUCGCAUGCGCCCGAGUCUCGAGCGGUGCGUGCUCCAGGGGCUACACGUCGUCCGCGCCACGUCGCUCGGCGACCUGCUCGCGUUUCUUGGCGUGGCGGCCAGCAGCGUGCUCAAAGUGCCCGGCCUGCCGCCCCGCACCUCGCUCCUGGUGGUCGACUCGAUCUCGUUUUUGCUUCAUACCCAUGCCCAGGCGUCGCGCGAGCAGCGGAAAUCGCGCGCGGACGCGCUGGCCAAUCUCGUCCAAGCACUGACGACGCUGCGCGACUUUUAUAUCCCCGAGCACGACCGCCUCACGGUGAUCACCACGGCGCAAAUGGCGACGCGCAUGCCUGGCGACCGCCGCACGGCCGAGGCCGGGAUCGAGUCGGUGCUCGUGCCGUCGCUCGGCAACACGACAGCGCCGGCGAUGCGCGGCUCGUUCGACACGUCGGCGUACGACUGGGGCACGAGCCUCUUGGGGCGCAGCGCGUGGCGGUUCCUGCUCUUUUACCACGGCGCUCAAGCCGCGCGCCACGUCUAUAUCCAGUCGCGGCCCGAGUCGCACGCGGCGCCGGCGAGUGAUUUGUGCAUUGGCUAUCGCAUAAAUUGGUUUUUGUCGAACGAGUCGAUGGCUGUGUGA
This is a messenger RNA of Malassezia japonica, 1338 nucleotides long. RefSeq lists its product as uncharacterized. Gene Ontology annotation, biological process: reciprocal meiotic recombination; meiotic DNA recombinase assembly. The record is from RefSeq and is a predicted model, not a curated record. NCBI's taxonomy places the organism in Eukaryota, Fungi, Basidiomycota, Malasseziomycetes, Malasseziales, Malasseziaceae. The transcript has 4 exons. The coding region runs from base 1 to 1338 and encodes 445 amino acids. Gene Ontology annotation, cellular component: replication fork; Rad51C-XRCC3 complex; Rad51B-Rad51C-Rad51D-XRCC2 complex. Gene Ontology annotation, molecular function: four-way junction DNA binding; crossover junction DNA endonuclease activity.